Molecule: messenger RNA, 1603 nt
Organism: Theobroma cacao (cacao)
Lineage: Eukaryota; Viridiplantae; Streptophyta; Magnoliopsida; Malvales; Malvaceae
Cellular component (GO): chloroplast envelope
Source: RefSeq, a predicted model, not a curated record
CUUACCUAAGCUAACGUAAGCGGAUAGACCUCCGCGCCCAAAACCAUUGAAUUCAUCGCCACCCAUCGCCAUCUUCCUUCUCUCUCGCCAAAAAACCCUAACAAUGUCUUCCCCUUCAAUGUAAAUCCAUCCCAAACCCUAACAGAAGCCAAAACGACACCCUUUAACUCCAAAACACGACAAUGUCAAUCGCGUUUCAGAACCUCUUCACUCCUUCGUCCCCUCACUUAAACCCUAAUCUGAAAAACCCUAAUUCAUUUCCUCCAAUCACCACCCGCCAUCUUAGCUUCACCUUAUCCAAUUCUCAAAUUUUGCAUUUCCGGACCCGGAAUUUUCUCAAUUUCAAAUCCCCCCACCCUUCUUCCCAUUCCCUUCUCAAAGCCUACGAAUCCGAUUCUUCAAUUGCCGCCUCACAAGAACAAAACCCUAUAUUUAAUGAUUUCAAUUUAGAUUCUUUUCUCUCAAUCGCUGAAUUUUUAUGCAUUCUUUCUUCAGCUGUUGUUUCGGUUGUUUGUGCCGUUUCGGGAUGGAAAGGUGUCAUUUUGGGUGGAAUUUGGAGGAGGGUUAUGGUGUGGGGAAUUGUCGGAUUGGUGAGUGCGGUUGCCAUUGGGGCGUGGAUUAGGAGGCGGCAGUGGCGGAGGAUUUGUGCGGAAACGGUGAAGGGUGGUGGAGGAGGAAAAAAUUUAAAUUUAAUAGGGAGGAUUGAGAAAUUAGAGGAGGAUUUGAGGAGUUACGCUACGAUUACAAGAGCUUUGUCUAGGCAACUUGAGAAGUUGGGGAUUCGGUUUCGCGUUACGAGGAAAGCUUUGAAAGAGCCCAUUGCUGAGACUGCAGCUUUGGCUCAAAAGAAUUCUGAGGCUACUAGAGCAUUAGCAGUGCAAGAAGACAUCCUAGAAAAGGAGCUUGGUGAAAUUCAGAAAGUUUUGCUUGCAAUGCAGGAGCAACAGGGAAAACAACUUGAGUUAAUCCUUGCGAUUGGAAAGUCAGGGAAGUUGUUUGAAGACAAGCGGGAACCUAGUCAAGAGAAAAAUACAGUUGAAGCGUGUAAUCUGACUGAGGAGGUGAAUCAAAUGGAAAUCAAUCAGACUCAACCUUUAGGUACAAGCAAGGGAUCCGGCAAUGACAGAGCAUAAGAUUUGAAGCAGCGGGUGUAUGUAAUUAACAGCCGUGAUACCAGUUUGUCUAAUCCUUCUGUUUUUAAGGCACUUGGACUCCCAUAGAUGCCACCAGAGCCGUGCUUGGGCAUAAACAUUCCUGAGAAUCUCCUUGUUUCUUGACCCCUGCAGCCGUGCUAAUUGAAGAUGGAAAAAGAGCUAGAAAGGGAUAAAAACAAUAAAAUAAAAUGGGAGACAUGCUAAUUCCUCGUUGAGCAUAGAAACAUGCCAAGGUGAAAGAAGUGGCUUUUUUGUGGUUAGCUUGUAUGUGUAAUUCUUCCUUGUAUGGUAUUCUGGUAAUCAUACCAUUUUUUUUUGUUCUAUUUUCUUUAAUUUAUAGUAAAAUAUUCAAAAAUAGUUUUCUUGUACAUCUUGUUGGCAGCUUUUUUAAUGCUCACCAGCCCUGCGAACUAAUUCCCCUUUUUUUAAUCUGUUUGCCCUACUUUCCA